AAUGUUUCUAAAAAUACCAAUUCGGUAUUACUUUAUAUACGAAACUUCGUCCGUCUAAAGUCUGUUGUAAUACUUUAGUCUAGGCAGGCUUCGAGUGGGUGGUACGUUACAUUGGAAAUUUUAUACUAUUUACAUAUUUUGCGGAAAUAAAAUAAAAUAUGCCAUUAAAGAUUUCCUUUAAAGCGUCAGAGGUAGACAAGCACGAAUGGGAUAUAAACCACUUGCUAUAUUUCAAAGGAAAAUUGUACAGCGCCUCAGAUGAUGGCAAAAUUAAGGUGUGGUCGUCGGAUUUAAAAUUCGAGGGUGAAGUGCAAGCCCAUCCCUGCUCCAUAUACUGUUUAACCGCCAGCGAUGACAGUCUGUAUUCGUGCUCAAAUGAUGGCACAAUCAAAACAUGGGAAUUGGAAACACUGAAAGAGAAGAAAACAGUGGUCAAUGACCCAGAAACUGAAUUCUGGAGAAUUGGAUUUUCCAACGGUUGCUUGUUUUCAGGGGACAACAGCGGUACUAUCAGGGUGUUCAAAAAUGACAAACACUACGGACUGAUAAACAUAGCUGAACCAAUAAAAGACAUGGCGAUCGACGGCGCCAGAUUGUUCACCUCCAAUCUGUUGGACGUGGUCGUUACACAAACGAUGAUCGAAGGCGAAAAAAUUCAUUACGGUGCCAAAAAAGUAAUCUCAGGACGAGCUCCUUUGACCUUGGUACGCGACAAACUGUGUUUCUCAAGUCGCGAUGGCAAAAGCAUCGUUGUUCAUGAAAAUGAUGAAGCUCUAGCUUUUCCAAAAUAUACUGAGAAAAUUGACGUUCAUGAAUUGAUUAUAAAUGCGUUGACUGGCGCAUCUUGGAAUGGCUCCGAUGUACUCUUUAGUGGUGGGUGGGAUAAAGUUUUGAAAAAAUGGAUUUUGGAAAAUAAGAAUAUAGUUGCAAGUGAUAAUUUAAGCUUAGAAUUUGUUAUUACAAAUAUGGUAGCUGGAGAGAGUGGUCAACUUUUCGUCGGUGGUGAAAAUGGCAAUCUCAUCAGAGUAGAUAUGAGUUAAGGCAAUUAGUUUAUAGAAAUUUUGUACUGCAUUUUAUAAUAAACAGGUUUUUAGCGUAUA
This is a messenger RNA of Aethina tumida (small hive beetle), 1100 nucleotides long. RefSeq lists its product as uncharacterized. Gene Ontology annotation, molecular function: protein binding. The transcript is spliced from 4 exons. Lineage: Eukaryota; Metazoa; Arthropoda; Insecta; Coleoptera; Nitidulidae. The record is from RefSeq and is a predicted model, not a curated record. The coding region runs from base 159 to 1040 and encodes 293 amino acids.